Centruroides sculpturatus (bark scorpion) is the source of this 3350-nucleotide messenger RNA. RefSeq lists its product as uncharacterized. Bases 1 to 1881 code for a protein of 626 amino acids. The record is from RefSeq and is a predicted model, not a curated record. Lineage: Eukaryota; Metazoa; Arthropoda; Arachnida; Scorpiones; Buthidae. The transcript has 3 exons.
AUGAAAAAGCGAGAUCAGUUUAGAGAUAAAAACUUCCGUUCGUAUCCACGAGACUUGCGCAAUAAUACAGAUGCAAAGGUAUGGGAAGGUACAGUAGCAAAUGUUAAGAAAGAUGAUAGACCUAUAGUGUUGGUCUACGUUAACAAUAUACCUACCAAGUUUCACAUUGACGAAGAAGCGGAAACUUCGUUAAUAUCUAAGCGCAUUAUAGAUAGAAUCAAGCGGAUAAAGCCUUUUUACAAUAAACUACCAGUAAUGAUAGAUAAUUCAUCCAGAAAAACAGUAGUGGGUAUAGGAAACGCCACCCCUGAGUUUAAGCUAAGAGGAAAUAAAGUUAGAGCUACUUGUAGAAUAGUGAAUUCAGGAGACACAUACCCGUGCGAUGGUACCGUAGCCGUACCCGUAUCAUAUUAUAAGCGAGAACCUAAGAGAUACCAUUAUAAUACGAAUCACAGAGGGGAUUAUUAUAGAGAGAACUAUAUAAGAAGCAUACAAGCAUAUCCCGAGCGGAAACGCUAUUCGGAAAAUACUUAUGUUAGAAAUGAUAGAAAAACUGAGACAAACAUAUGUAAAGAAAAGAAAAUAUAUAAUAAUAAUACGGAGAGAUCAAUUCCCAUAAAAUCAAAAGGUAUUGAAACUGCUAGACAACCACAGUUUAGAGAAAAUGAAAAUGCAAAUAAACAUAAGCGAAGAGCAUAUAAGGGAAAUAAGAAAGGAAAGAAAAUUUUAAGAAAUUCCCCACCAAAGACAAAUAAUACUCGUGAGAGAAAGAUAGACAAUAGCGGUAGUAAAGAAGAUACCUGUUACUCUGAUUUAAAUAUGGUUAAAGAGAUAGAUAAUGAAAAUACGCAGGAUAAUAUCUUCAAAGAAAUGCUUCAUCUUUUAAACAAUACAAAGAUUAAGUUUAGAUCUAUUUUUGAAAUGCCAAGUUUAAGAACUCUAUACGGAGAAACUGAAUGCUUUAAAAUUGAGAAAGGGGUGCGACAAGGCUGCAUUUUGUCUCCAUAUCUGUUUAACUUAUAUACUGAAUAUAUCAUGAGAAUGGUUACUACAAAUGAAGAGUCUAUUGGUAUCAAGAUUGGAGGCGAAACUAUUAAUAAUAUAAGAUAUGCAGAUGAUACCACCCUUUUGACAGAAAGCAAAGCAGAUUUAGAAAAACUUAUCAUAAGGGUAAAAGAAGAAAGUGCUAAAUUUGGUUUGAAGCUAAAUGUAAAGAAAACUAAAGUAAUGUCAACUAAAGAGUUAAAAGAUUUCAUUGUGGAUGGUGAAAGAAUUGAAGUGGUAGAAAGUUACAUACUUUUGGGCUCAAAGAUAGAAAGGAAUGGAAGUUGUGAAGGAGAAAUCAGGAGGAGAAUUAAUCUUGGCAGAACAGCCAUGGCAAAUCUCACCAAGAUAAUGAAAGAUAAAGACAUUUCCAUUCAUACUAAGAAAAGAAUUGUAGAAGCAAUGGUUUUCCCUGUAACAUUAUAUGGCUGUGAAAGCUGGACUCUAAGGAAAAAGGAAAGAAAAAUGAUAGAUGCAUUCGAAUUAUGGGUAUGGAGAAGAUUACUUAGAGUUCCAUGGACAGAAAAGAAAACAAAUAUCUCAAUUUUAGAAAAAAUUAAGCCAAGCUUCUCCUUAGAGUCAAGAAUCUUAAAACAAAAAUUGACCUACUUUGGACAUGUGAUGCGUAAAGAAGUUUCCCUAGAGAAGACUAUUAUGCUGGGAAAAGUGGAAGGUAGAAGGAAGAGGGGAAGGCAACGGAUAAGAUGGAUAGAAGAAAUACAAAAAGUCACAGAAAUGAAGCUGGAGGAGCUACGAGAAACAACAAGGGAAAGAUCAAGAUGGAGAAGACUUGUCCAUGAAGUCACCAGGAGUCGACGACGACUCGAUGGAACUUAACAACAAAAUACCUUUAAGAUUUUAUUAUUAUGUAUAACGCCAUUUUUCAGAGAGAGAGAGAGUAAUUCGAACUUAUGUAUUGCUGUGAAAAAUCAAGCCUUCUUUAAAUGUAGUGUGAUUUUUGAAGAUAAGGGAGUAGUGUGAGACCUGAAAGGCUCCUGGGUCUAAAAUAGUAAUUUUAUUAAUAAUGUAAAAUUUUGUCAUAGAAUAUUAUUUCAUUUUUGUGAGAAAAAUAAUGUUCUAACGUGGGAAAAAUAGAUAACAGAUGCUACUUCCUUUCACAGAAGUUAGUACAUCCUCUGUUUUUCCCUUAUCUGCGAAAACUCUCGCUUUGAUGGGAAAUGUUUACCCCUCACAUACUCCCCUUUCCAUCCGUUCUCACGGAGAAAUCUUUGCAUGAUGAUUGGUCGCCAAUCGUGACAUAUAGAGGAAAUUUAUCAGAAUUCGGGGAGUUCAUCAACAGACAUAGAAGAGUCAGGACUCCAUACAUAUUUGCUCUUAAAGGCCAACGCCUAUGAGCCAUAUGACAUACAAGGAAUUACUUCGAUAGAUAUAGACAUUCUCAUUUUAAGUGAUCUCUCCAGAAGAGAAGAGAAUACAGAGUACUCAAGACGUGCGGCAAAUACAUCAAAUACAUACGAAGAUGAGAACAACUGAACAGGUUGUAUGUUUAGUAUAAAUUUGUAAGCUCUCUCUCUCUCAAUCUCUCGUAUAGGUUAUAAUAUAGUUCGUAUUUAUCUCGACGUGUAUCUUAAAGUCAUAUUUAUAUCUCCUAAUCAUUUAUAUCUUGUAAUAGUUUUAUUUACUUAUUAAAUUUAUUCUUGUUGUUUUAUAAAAGAAGUGUCUCUUAAUUUGAAUCUGAAUCAGAUCUCCCCACGCGUGUUUCUCCGCGUGUAAAACAACUGAUAAACUGGUGUCACGGAAUCCUGACGUUUGGGAUAAGGACCUCACAGUCUUGAAUCCCCCUUUUACCUAAAUAUUACAGCCCUUCCGGUCAAAAUCUUGACAAGGAUCAGAUCCAAUGAUCUGAAAUCUUUGAGAUUAUUCUCACGGAAUAGUGCCGAUUAAGUGUUACAUGAGUACUACUUAACCCCGGCUGAUCUCACACUGGCAAAACUUCUGGAUUGAUAUGUCACAGUUUGUGGGAGUUUCCUGUAGAGCUUAAUUUUAUGCUUUUAAGGGUAAAAUUACAUUGAAACAAAUGAUUUUCAUUCAAAAUGCUAUCCAGAAUAACAAAAACUCAAAUUUGUGCAAAUUAAAACUUUUUAUAGCAAUUUUUGUAAAAGUUGUGUGAACCAUAUUGUAAUAUACAUCAUUGUCUUAUGGCUUGAUGUAAUAAUAUAAUUAUUAACUAAAAACAAUUGAUAUCCAAAUGAAAUCACCUGAAAGGUAGAAAUAUUACAUGAAAUAAAAACUUAUGACAAUUUAGACAACAGUCAAAUUGUUUCUUAGCUGUUUUUCUUUGCUAA